CCCUCUGGCACCUCCUCCGUCGGCCGAAUUGCGGCCGUAUGUGCGGCUCUGUGGAGCGUGGCUGGGGUUGGGGGCACUGUGCCCCCAGCCCCCUGCUCCUUUGGACUCUACUUCUGUUUGCAGCCCCAUUUGGCCUGCUGGGGGAGAAGACCCGCCAGGUGUCUCUGGAGAUCAUCCCUAACUGGCUGGGCCCCCUGCAGAACCUGCUUCAUAUCCGGGCAGUGGGCACCAAUUCCACACUGCACUAUGUGUGGAGCAGCCUGGGGCCUCUGGCAGUGGUGCUGGUGGCCACCAACACCCCCCACAGCACCCUGAGCGUCAACUGGAGCCGCCUGCUAUCCCCUGAGCCCGAUGGGGGCCUGAUGGUGCUCCCGAAGGACAGCAUUGAGUUUUCUUCUGCCCUUGUUUUUACCAGGCUGCUUGAGUUUGACAGCACCAACGUGUCCGAUACGGCAGCAAAGCCUCCGGGAAGACCAUAUCCUCCAUAUUCCUUGGCCGAUUUCUCUUGGAACAACAUCACUGCUUCACUGGAUCCUGCCACCCUGAGUGCCACAUUUCAAGGCCACCCCAUGAACGACCCUACCAGGACUUUUGCCAAUGGCAGCCUGACCUUCAGGGUCCAGGCCUUUUCCAGGUCCAGCCGACCAGCCCAACCCCCUCGCCUCCUGCACACAGCAGACAGCUGUCAGCUAGAGGUGGCCCUGGUUGGAGCCUCUCCCCGGGGAAACCGUUCCCUGUUUGGGCUGGAGGUAGCCACACUGGGCCAGGGCCCUGACUGCCCCUCAAUGCAGGAGCAGCACUCCAUCGACGAUGAAUAUGCACCGGCCGUCUUCCAGUUGGACCAGCUGCUGUGGGGCUCCCUCCCAUCAGGCUUCGCAGAGUGGCGACCAGUGGCUUACUCCCAGAAGCCGGGGGGCCGAGAAUCAGCCCUGCCCUGCCAAGCUUCCCCUCUUCAUCCUGCCUUGGCAUACUCUCUUCCCCAGUCACCCAUUGUCCGAGCCUUCUUUGGGUCCCAGAAUAACUUCUGUGCCUUCAAUCUGACGUUCGGGGCUUCCACAGGCCCUGGCUACUGGGACCAACACUACCUCAGCUGGUCAAUGCUCCUGGGUGUGGGCUUCCCUCCAGUGGACGGCUUGUCCCCACUAGUCCUGGGCAUCAUGGCAGUGGCCCUGGGUGCCCCAGGGCUCAUGCUGCUAGGGGGCGGCUUGGUUCUGCUGCUGCACCACAAGAAGUACUCAGAGUACCAGUCCAUAAAUUAAGGCCCGCUCUCUGGAGGGAAGGACGUUACUGGACCUGUCUUGCUGUGCCUCAGAACUCUGGAGGUUGGAGCAUCAAGUUCCAGCCGGCCCCUUCACUCCCCCGUCUUGCUUUUCUGAGGAACCUCAGAGGCCAGCCUCAACCUCCUGGAGACCCCCAGGUGGGGCUUCCUUCAUACCUUGUGGGGGGGACUUUGGAGGCAGGCGGGGGACAGGGCUAUUGAUAAGGUCCCCUUGGUGUUGCCUUCUUGCAUCUCCACACAUUUCCCUUGGAUGGGACUUGCAGGCCUAAAUGAGAGGCAUUCUGACUGGUUGGCUGCCCUGGAAGGCAAGAAAAUAGAUAUUUUUUUUUCACAGGG
Nomascus leucogenys (northern white-cheeked gibbon) is the source of this 1615-nucleotide messenger RNA. It is a transcript of the gene GLMP, whose product is annotated as glycosylated lysosomal membrane protein. The record is from RefSeq and is a predicted model, not a curated record. Gene Ontology annotation, cellular component: lysosome. NCBI's taxonomy places the organism in Eukaryota, Metazoa, Chordata, Mammalia, Primates, Hylobatidae.